Scedosporium apiospermum is the source of this 2223-nucleotide messenger RNA. RefSeq lists its product as uncharacterized. The record is from RefSeq and is a predicted model, not a curated record. NCBI's taxonomy places the organism in Eukaryota, Fungi, Ascomycota, Sordariomycetes, Microascales, Microascaceae. Bases 1 to 2223 code for a protein of 740 amino acids. Gene Ontology annotation, biological process: spliceosomal complex disassembly. Gene Ontology annotation, cellular component: spliceosomal complex. The transcript is spliced from 5 exons.
AUGGCGCUAGCUUACGAGCCAGAGAGGGAUUUCUAUAAACUCCUUGGUUUGAGUGGCCCGUCUGGCAUCACAGAGUCGGAGGUCAGGCAGGCCUACCUUAAAUGCGCCCGAAAAGCUCAUCCCGAUCGCGACAGGUCGAAUCACUCAGCGACCGAGAACUUCCAAGACAUCCAACAGGCAUACGAGACCCUCAGAGAUGACACCAAGCGAGCCAAGUACAAUCGAUUAAGAACGGAGGGCAUAGUGCGGGAAGAGGCUAGGAAACGAGAGGAGGCUCGAAAAAGAGACAAUGAAGAACAAGGAAGGAAUCGGAGGCGUACCCCGACCGCGAGCCAGCAGUUUGGGCCGGAGAAGUACUUUGCCCAUGGCCAGCGUGCGCCCAAACCCAAUACCUCUCAAAGGCAGCCGCCGCCGGGAGUUUAUUCUGGGUGGGCCGAGAUGGGACGGGGCAAUACAGGAAAAUGGGGAGGGACUACGGGGUCCCGAACUCAGAAGCCCGCCCCCGAAGCUCAACCGCGCCCUCACCCGACUAGCAGAACCCCAAGGAAGGCAGCAGCCCAACGACCAGGCUCGUUCGCAAAUUAUAGGGAGCAGAUGAGCUCGGAGGAAAGCCCCCCCAAGAACGGAUAUCGGCCAAAUAGCUCAACUAUAGGAGACGAGCCUCGCGCCAAGAGCAAUAGCUAUGCCUCGACUCCAAGGACAGAAAUACCCAGACCGUCGAUGUCGGGCGGAUCUGAUACCGACUCGGAACACAUCGAGUCAAUACUAAAGGGUCGUACGAGCCAGCCUUACCAACGCACCCAUGGAGAACGGACGAAGAUCUUUGAAGGACAGGCACAAACGGCAAGCUCGGGGGAAGAAAGUCGUGGCAGGAAACCGACAAAAGAUGGCAGAACGUCAAGCCGCUUUGAUAAAGCUAAUGGUCACAAUGACGAGUCACAAGCAAAAGCAAAAUCGAGUUCAGGGUUCUAUCCAGCUGGCCAGCCCAAUGGGACUUCCCCGCCAAAACCUCCGCAGCCCCUUUUCACUCAGCAUGCUACUGAAGAUAUGGGUUCCUGGUUUGUACGCGAUAGCGAUCAGAACAACGCCUUUCGGUUCACAGCUGGUGGAAAAGAUGCUCCCGAAACACCUCUUCGACGAAGCAGGUCAAGCGGUUUCAUUGGUCGUAAAGCGUCCCCAGCCAAGAGGCCGAGACAAGCUGCAGACUCUUCACAUCAGAGUCCAGCGGUGGAUGAGACUCCCGAGACUCCCAACGUCAAAUUCGACCCCAAGGAUUGGAGUGAUAUAGGACCCCAAGCGUUCGAACCACGACCCAACGAACGCACACAAGUGUCGCCAACCCGAAAUUUGCGCUCAACGCUAAAGAAAUCCACGACCUCACGGCCGACAUCGACUCCACAUCGUGCCACGGUUAGUGACGAGGCAGAAGAGCCGACGGCAAACCUAAAUACGAAGUCAACCAAGUCUAGGAAUUCCGGGGCUGCACGUGUUGACAGCCCUCUCGCCAUGGAUAUCGACUCCCCGCCUCCUCCGGCAUCUUCCACGCCGACCCAACCCCCUCGCGCGAGAGCAAUGCCUGUUGAACCGUCGAAACCCGAAUGGCGUGCUGGAAAAGCCAGCGAGGCAAAGCCUAAGACUAGCACUUCAACUCCUACCAUGCGCUCGACAGUUAAGCCUACUAGCGGCGGAUCGGAGGAUACAGACGAAUUCCGGGCCACCUUCAGCGAGCUCAAAAACGUACCUCCAUUCGUGCCUCAAGGCACAGGGCUGGCGUCCAUUGGUGAUUUGAAAUCGAGCUUACCCUACACCAGCCAGCCCUCUGAGAGCAUCCCCAUCAAGCAGGACAAGCCGAAGCCGCGCACAAUGGACAUGCCGACCCCUCCCAUUGCGCCAGUGUUUCCCACCGCCCUGGGCAGCAACGGCAUACGACCUACCCCCGAUAUUAUAAGCACCUACCGCCGAUCGUUCAAUACGUACCUGUCGCUGUGGAACGUGUAUCAUUCUAUCAUGGUCAACCAUUUCGCAGAGCGGCAGAAGCAAAUGGCCAAUGCGCAAGCGAUUACCGUCAAGGAGAUACCCGCCGAGAAACAGCGGAUAAGGGAGCGGAAGGAGUGGCUGCGGCAGGAUCGGGAAGUGCGGAAGAGGUGGGCGGCGGCAUGCGAGGAGCAUGAGCGUCGGUUAGACGAACACUUGAAUGUGCUGGACAAGAUGGGUGUCGUAUGA